UAAUGGCGUCGUCCUGUGGCGUAUUUGAGGACAAGGGCAAAUUCGGCUGUCACUGUCAACGCUGUUUUCACAUGUGAGAGUCAAACAUGGCGAGGUUUUUGAGGCCUAACAUCAGGAGUUUUGUCACCUCACAGCUGAGAAUGUCAUCAGACCAGCUGGGUGAGCUGGGUAAAGGUGCCGGAAAAGGCGGUGGCGGUGGAGGGUCCAUCAGAGAGGCAGGUGGAGCCAUGGGGAAGAAGCAGGCUGCCGAGGAGGAGAUGUACUUCAAGCGUAAAGAGCAGGAGCAGCUGGCUGCAUUGAAGCAGCAUCACCAGGAGGAAAUUGACCACCACAAAAAGGAGAUCGAACGUCUGCAGCGUGAGAUUGACCGCCACAAGGGAAAGAUCAGGAAGCUGAAGCAUGAUGACUGAAAAAAAAAGUUCCGGUUUUCUCACCGAUCCAGCCAGACACCUUUACUCAGAUUUCUGCAUGCACUGUGUCACUGGGCCAGACAUGGAUGUGUGGGUGAUUGUUCUGUAAAUGCUUGAAAGUUAUUAAAACCAGUUUUAAAAUUAGCAUUGAUUCCAUGGCAUGCUGUGGCACAAGUUGUACAACUUUUUUUCUGUGUGCUGUAUGUUGCAGGCAAAAGGCCAAUCUUUAAUCCCUCAUAUGGAAACAUCAACUUAUCAUCUUGUGUGAUGUGUAAAUAAAUUUGUAAUGCAAAUGUCA
Molecule: messenger RNA, 708 nt
Organism: Chelmon rostratus (copperband butterflyfish)
Lineage: Eukaryota; Metazoa; Chordata; Actinopteri; Chaetodontiformes; Chaetodontidae
Gene: atp5if1b
Product: ATP synthase inhibitory factor subunit 1b
Exons: 3
Coding region: 87-410 (107 amino acids)
Biological process (GO): negative regulation of ATP-dependent activity
Cellular component (GO): mitochondrion
Molecular function (GO): ATPase inhibitor activity
Source: RefSeq, a predicted model, not a curated record